UUCAUUAUAUUAUUAUUUCAAACAUUAUAUAAUUAUUGUUGCUAAGUUAUUAAUUAUUAUUAUUAUUACCUAACAGAAUAAAAACACACAUCGUAAGAACUAAGAGGCUUCGGUACAAUCUAUGGUUCCUUUGUAACCAAACUAUUUCCCCCUUCAAAUUCUUCCAAAAUCACGUUAUUCAGGGAUAGUAAAAUCAUGGCAACUGCAACCAUGGCUACUGCAGCAGGUGCAGCUGCCCUUCUGUAUUACACAUUGAAUCGGAAAUUGCAAACUCAGGAUGCGAUAGAUGAAGAUGUUGAAGAAAAUGGAAGUGAAACGACCACUGAUACGCCAUUAGGCAGUGCUCGUGUUUCUCAUCCGUUAAUCCAAGCCCCUGGAACCUGGUUAGAGACAAUUUCAACGUUGUCUGAGACUCUCAGGUUCACGUAUUCGGAGACGCUUGGGAAAUGGCCAAUUGGGGACUUGGCGUUUGGUAUCAGCUUUCUGCUCAAGAGGCAGGGGAACUAUCAAGUUGACAGUGAAUUCUGUGGGAAGGAUAGUGUACAGCUGAAAGGAUCUGAGAUUACUGCCGAACUUAAGUAUCUCUUGAACUUGUUGACCCUGUGCUGGCAUUUUUCAAAGAAGCCCUUUCCCUUGUUUUUAGAAGAAACUGGCUACACUGAAGAAAAUGUUCUCCUUCGGGAAGCCAAAGCAGGAAUUUUGAAACCAGCUUUUACAAUAAUCGUUGAUCAUGACAUGAGAUGCCUUUUGCUGUUGAUUCGUGGCACACAUAGUAUCAAAGAUACUCUAACAGCUGUUACAGGAAAUGUGGUGCCAUUCCAUCACACUGUUGUUCACCAAGGUGGGGUUAGAGAUUUGGUUUUAGGUUAUGCCCACUGUGGAAUGGUUGCUGCUGCUAGAUGGAUUUCAAAGCUUGUAACUCCUUGUCUCCUUGAAGCACUUGGCCACUACCCUGAUUAUAAAGUCAAGAUUGUUGGGCACUCUUUGGGUGGAGGUACUGCAGCAAUUCUAACUUAUGUGUUGAGAGAGAGAAAGGAACUUUCUGUCGCCACAUGUGUUACAUUUGCUCCAGCUGCGUGUAUGACAUGGGAGUUGGCAGAGUCGGGUGAUAGUUUUAUCACUUCUAUUAUAAAUGGAGCUGAUUUGGUGCCUACAUUCUCAGCUGCUUCUGUAGAUGACUUGCGUUCUGAGGUGACAGCAUCAGCAUGGAUAAAUGACUUGAGGAAUCAAAUUGAACAGACAAGAAUACUUAGUACAGUCUAUCGCUCUGCUUCAGCAUUAGGUUCUCGACUCCCAUCGAUUGCCACUGCUAGAGCAAAAGUUGCUGGGGCUGGGGCCAUUUUGCAGCCAGUUUCUAAUGGUACCCAGGUUGUGAUGAAGAGAGCCAAGAGUAUGGCAGCAUGGGCACGUCCAAACCUUAAUUUGUCCUCUUGGUCAUGCAUGGGACCCCGUCGCAGAGCCUUGAGUGCAUAUUCAAACUCCAAAGACGGGGAUAGUCCUCCUACAUCUUCCUCUACCAAUAUCGACGGUUCCGAUUCAUUUCUUCGUUCUCCCAAGAAGGCGAUUAAUGCAAAGAAUAUGAACCUUCCUGUAUCUUCAUCUAUAGAAGAGUGGUCUUCUGAGAUUGAAUGUGGCAAUGAAAGUAGUUCUGAUACUGAGGUGGAUGUUGAUCAUGGUGACCGUCAGAACCUGAUGGACCAUGACAGAUAUGAUGAUCAGAUGAGUGAAGUGGAGUUGUGGCAUCAACUGGAGAAUGAGCUGUAUGACGGUCCUGAAGUUGAGGAGACUGAUGUUGUAAAGGAGAUAAGGGAAGAGGAAGCAACCCACGAAGUAGAGGAAGCCCAGAGUUCAGUACCAGAAACGAAAGAAGUCUACAGAUUUUUCCCUCCAGGAAAAAUAAUGCACAUUGUUACACUCCAUUCUGACACGGAGCAUGAAAAUGAUGAUAGCCCAACCUAUGCAAGUUCAGACAGUAGCGAGCUAGAUGAGACUAAGAUUGGGAUUUUUCUAACUUCCAGGUCUCUGUAUAGUAAACUUAGACUCUCACAGAGAAUGAUCAGUGAUCACUUCAUGCCAGUUUAUAGAAGGCAGAUUGAAAGGCUAAUAAAAGAACUUGAGCAGGAAGCUAAUGAGGAUCAUGAUACACAAGAGGUGGUGUUAUAGUUAAAGACAGUUACAAUUAGAUUUAUGUUUGUACCAUAUGGCGUGUCAUUGGGUGUUUUUCGUCCCAUUGAUUUCGGAACGAGUCUCAUAGGAACUGCAGUUUUUGUGCUAUACUGCAAUAAGGAACCCGAACGAAGGUGAUUACAAC
Molecule: messenger RNA, 2311 nt
Organism: Vigna radiata var. radiata (mung bean)
Lineage: Eukaryota; Viridiplantae; Streptophyta; Magnoliopsida; Fabales; Fabaceae
Exons: 8
Coding region: 196-2163 (655 amino acids)
Biological process (GO): lipid catabolic process
Source: RefSeq, a predicted model, not a curated record